Molecule: messenger RNA, 1245 nt
Organism: Asparagus officinalis (garden asparagus)
Lineage: Eukaryota; Viridiplantae; Streptophyta; Magnoliopsida; Asparagales; Asparagaceae
Product: ATP-dependent DNA helicase pif1-like
Exons: 1
Biological process (GO): DNA repair; telomere maintenance
Molecular function (GO): DNA helicase activity
Source: RefSeq, a predicted model, not a curated record
AUGUCUGAAGAUUUCGUUCAAAGAUCUAUAGCGACAGAUGCAGAACAAACCGCAUGGGCAUUAGAGGGAGUUAAUUAUUUUCUAGAGAGCAUGGGGAAGACAAUACAAGAUUUUGAUUUACCUAAAUUUAAAGAGAAUGAAAUAGAUAAUCCAUCAUGCAAUCUACGAAUCAUACAGGAUGAGAUAGAUGUUGAAGUUUGUCAGGAAGAUAUAGAUGGUAAGUACAAAUUAAAUGAAGAUCAAAGAAAAUCUUUUGAAAUAAUAAUGGACAGAGUUAAUAUGAAUAAGGGAGGAGUUUUUUUCAUAGAUGGUCCUGGAGGGACGGGAAAAACAUUCUUGUACAAAACUAUUAUUGCCAAUGUCAGAUCAAAAGGAAUGAUUGCAAUAGCAACUGCAACUUCAGGAGUAGCAGCAUCUUUAUUGCCUGGUGGGCGCACAUCACAUUCACGUUUUAAGAUACCUAUUAAUGCCACUGAGACAAUAGUUUACAAUAUAUCUAAACAGGAAGGUACUGCACAUUUGAUUAGAAAAGUAGCACUAAUUAUUUGGGAUGAAGCACCUAUGGCAAAAAGAGUAAAAAUUGAAAGUGUAGAUCGUACAAUGCAAGACCUAUUGAGUACAAAAGAAUUGUUUGGUGGUAAAGUAGUAGUUUUUGGAGGAGAUUUUCGUCAAGUGUUGCCAGUUAUUCCAAGAGGAACAAGGAGCCAAACAGUUAAUGCCAGCUUAGUAAUGUCUUAUUUGUGGGAGAAGAUGGAAAAGAUAACAUUAAAAAUAAACAUGCGAGCAAAAAAUGAUGAAGAAUUCAGUAAAUUCUUGCUGCGUGUCGGAAAUGGAACAGAAAAAACAACUAAAGAUGAACUUAUAAGACUUCCUGAAAGUAUUGUGAUUGAAGAUAGCAAAAAUGGAAAAUCGGAAGUUGAAUUGUUAAACCAAGUAUUUCCAUCAAUUGAGCAAAAUGCAUAUUCAGCUGAAUAUAUGACAGAACGAGCUAUCCUUGCGACCAAAAAUGAAUAUGUAGAUGAGCUCAAUGACAAGCUUUUGGAUAAAUUUCCUGGUGAUGAGAUUAUUUUCCAUAGUUUUGACAAGGCUAUUGAUGAUCCACAUAACUACUACCAAGAAGAAUUUUUAAAUAAGUUGAUGCCUAAUGGUCUUCCACCGCACAAACUAAAGCUGAAGCAGAAUUGCCCGAUAAUGUUGCUUAGAAAUCUAGACCCAUCAAAUGGACUUUACAAUGGAACUAGAAUG